CUUAGCAACCUAAAUAAGAGACUUUUUUUCCUGCUUCUCUCUAUCUCAAUUUUCUUGUAACUUUCAUGUCUUCAACUCAAAGAUAACUCAAUACAUAUAUCCCAUCAGGAAGAGGGAGGUAGCAGCAUCAAUGGAGCAAGCGCGAUACUGGAUGUGGGCAAAGAGGAAACAGUGUCUGACCUCUUCUGGUGAUUCCUGGGAAGAACAAGCCUUUGCAGAAGACUCAUCUGGGCCUCUUGGAGGAUGUAUAUGGCCUCCAAGAUCUUAUUCCUGCAGCUUCUGUAGGAGAGAAUUUAGGUCCGCUCAAGCCCUAGGUGGUCACAUGAACGUCCACAGAAGGGAUAGGGCAAGACUUAAGCAAUCUCCCACAACUCCUCCCCACACUGAAAUUCUUCAUCAUCAUCAUCAUAAUCAGAUUAGUAUUCCUUCUUGUACAUCUCUCGGUUCCGCUGCCAGUGGUGCACAAUACCCACCAAGUCCUCAGGUUUGCAACUCUCUCUACAAUAUUCCCAACUCUAACACUAACACAGCUAUUGUUGUUGCUUCAUCAUCUCCAUCAUCACCUUCUAGGGUUUCAGCACCAUCCAGUACUCAUCAUCAAGGGAAUUAUAGUGAACAGACUUUGAUCUCUCCUUCCUAUUCUUCCUCUUCUUCCAUUAUUCUUCAACAACAUCAACAACAAACAAAAGGAUCCCCUUUCUCUCCACCUCCAUCUUGGUCGGAUUCUGUUGCUGUUAGGGUUCUCUCAGAGGAGAUUGAAGAAGUGAAGAAGUUUAAUACAUCAGAGUCAGGACGCCGGGUUCUGGGGGAUGUUGUGGGUGUGAACUGGAAUUUAGUUGUCCAUCCAAGCCAAUCAGUUGGAUCAGGUGAUGGUGGUGGUGGUGAGAACGAUGAUGUGGAGGAGGCGGGGGCUUUUAUUAGAAAGAGAAGGAGAAGCGAUGAUGCAUCAUCGUUGCCUUUCUUUCUGUUCAAUUCAAGCUCAGUUGAUAGACAUCAUCAUCUCCAAUCGGAGGUGCUUGGACUUGGAACGAACUCCAUGGAGGACUUAGAUCUUGAGCUGAGGCUUGGUGAUGGCCCCAAGGUGAAGUAGAUCAGUUGCAUAUUCUAUAUACGAAUGAAACAAAUUAAAUAUUACUUGUCCAUUUUGUUCAUUUUCUCCUCCUCUUACUUCUCUUCUUAUCCUUUUUUUUUUUUUCCUUUUUCUGUUUGAUCCUCAUGGGCAAGGAAGGACUUAGUUCUUGAGGCUCAUCACUUGAUCUUUUCUUUUCCAAGUUUGAAAUUUGCAGCUUGUAACAUUUAACAAGAUUGAGAUCACAGAUAGAAUGAA
Molecule: messenger RNA, 1327 nt
Organism: Macadamia integrifolia
Lineage: Eukaryota; Viridiplantae; Streptophyta; Magnoliopsida; Proteales; Proteaceae
Product: zinc finger protein 10-like
Exons: 1
Coding region: 131-1090 (319 amino acids)
Source: RefSeq, a predicted model, not a curated record